AAGCCACCGAAGGGAAAUUAUGAAAGAUUGUUGGCUUUGGCUGCCCAUGCUUUGGCAGAGGUAUCAGGAUCUGUAGCCUAAUAAACGUGAGCCUAAAGAUUUGUGGCAGGAGCCUUUUGCUCCUGCUUCUGCCUGGAGACCUUGCGCUGAUCAGCGUAAUUGGGAACCUAGUGGUGACACUCAAAGUCUGCUGCCUGCUAUUGUACUUUGAUAGAGGGAAAUAAUGGAUACAUUUUGAUGACUGCAAAUGGUGGAAUAAAUCAACAACGAGUAGCUGUUUGCAAUGCGGUGGUUGUGGCCCGAUUACUUAAUUCAACUUUGGUUAUUCCCAAAUUUAUGUUUAGUAGUGUAUGGAGAGAUGUAAGUCAAUUCAGUGACAUCUAUCAGGAGGAGCAUUUUAUAAAAUACUUAACAUCUGAUAUAAGGAUAGUAAAGGAACUUCCUGAGGAAUUGCGGUCUUUAGACUUGGAGGCAAUUGGUAGUGUUGUAUCAGAUGUUGACAUGGGAAAAGAGGCCAAGCCAAGUUUUUACUUGAAGCACAUUCUACCUAUUCUACUCAAAAAUCAAGUUGUCCAUUUUGUUGGUUUUGGGAAUCGCUUAGCAUUUGACCCAAUACCAUUUGAGCUGCAGAGACUUCGUUGCAGAUGUAAUUUUUAUGCGCUGCGAUUUGUCCCCAGAAUACAAGAAACUGGUGCUUUGCUUCUUAAAAGGCUGCGCCAGCAUACUGGUCACAUUGGACUGUUGGAUCCAUAUCUCAUUGGUCCAUUUGCGGCAUCAAUUUUGGAGGAAAGAGGAAAUCAGUCCAAAAAGGCAUCUAAAUAUCUAUCUUUGCAUCUCAGAUUUGAAAUUGACAUGGUAGCUCAUUCUUUGUGUGAAUUCGGGGGAGGUGAAGGUGAGAGGAAAGAAUUGGCAGCUUAUCGUGAAAUCCAUUUCCCUGCAUUGGCACAUCUAGAGAAGACCACAAAAUUGCCCUCUCCUUCAGAGAUCAGGUCUGAAGGUCUGUGCCCCUUGACACCCGAAGAGGCUGUCCUUAUGCUUGCUGCUCUGGGUUUUAACCGGAAGACUCAUAUAUUUGUAGCUGGUUCUAAUUUGUAUGGAGGUCAAUCACGGUUGACUGCACUGACCAGCUUGUACCCUAAUUUAGUGACUAAAGAGGACUUGCUCUCUUCAACUGAACUGGAACCGUUUGCAAAUUAUUCAUCUCAGCUAGCAGCACUGGACUUCAUAGGCUGUACUGCUGCUGAUGCAUUUGCCAUGACCGAUUCUGGAAGUCAGUUAUCGUCUUUGGUGUCUGGUUAUCGUAUAUAUUACGGUGGAGGCAAAAUGCCAACAAUACGACCAAAUAAACGCAGGCUUGCUAGUAUCUUUACCAAGAACUCAACCAUAGAAUGGCGUGUGUUUGAACAGAGAGUUAGGAAAGCUGUUAGACAGACCAAACAUGUACAGACAAGGCCCAGAGGAAGAAGUAUCUACAGGUAUCCACGGUGUAGAGAAUGUAUGUGCAGGAUAGAAUAAUGUAUUCUUUUGUACUUUAUUCGGUUUGCAAGUGCCCAUUGCAUUUUGUAACAUUAUUUAUUGCCCCCAGUCAAUUUUUUGGUGUCUGCCAUUGCAUUUGGUUACAUUGUUUAUCACUCACAAUGCGAAUGAAAUGGCAGGAUAAGGCUUGUUGCCCAUACAACGUCCCUAUUUUGACUGUGUAAAAUUUUCAACUCUUGGGAAUAUUUUGAAUUUUGAAUAGGGACUGGAGUACUAUUUUGAAUCAUCUAUAUGGAAAGCGAAUACCUUGGUUUUCA
This is a messenger RNA of Neltuma alba, 1793 nucleotides long. RefSeq names its product O-fucosyltransferase 15-like. The transcript has 9 exons. Lineage: Eukaryota; Viridiplantae; Streptophyta; Magnoliopsida; Fabales; Fabaceae. The record is from RefSeq and is a predicted model, not a curated record. Bases 238 to 1515 code for a protein of 425 amino acids.